Molecule: messenger RNA, 915 nt
Organism: Closterium sp. Naga37s-1
Lineage: Eukaryota; Viridiplantae; Streptophyta; Zygnematophyceae; Desmidiales; Closteriaceae
Source: the annotation of a GenBank genome assembly
AUGCGGAGCGAAAAGGGCAACCCCGCCAUGCGCACGCAGCCGAUCAAACCUUGCACGGUCAACAUGCUCCUCGGCCGCAUCAAAGCCUGUCAGAUGGCGGCCAAGAUAGAGGCGACCCUCUACAAGGAGAAGGAGAUGCAUAUCAUGCAGGACAUCUCGGUCAUCCGCACGGAAGUGUGUAUCAUGGUUCGCACAAAGAACAAGGCUGACAACAAUGUACGCGAGAUCACGCUCGCCGACCUCUUUCUGUACCGACUGUCUAGCGGGUCGGCGACAAACCCGAACAACCAGCCAAUGGUCAUGGUGAUCGCGGUGCGGAACUCCAAGACGUGCAAGGAUGCCCGUCUUCAUCACAACUACGCGGCGAGGCACUUGGAGGCUGAAGUGUGUGCUGUCGGUGAUACCCUCCUCUGGCUACACUUCAUCUACGACCAGAUCCCCCAGAUCUACGGCGUCCGCCUGAUCCCGCCGCUUGACGUACGCCGACCAGAACUCUGGUACGACAAGCAUCUCUUCUUCUCCAAGACCGACAAAGAGCAAGGCAUGCUGCCGUCGUCGAGCCAGCAACGAAUCACGCGGCAGCUGUGGACGGCGAACAAGGUUUUCAUCAAGCGCAACGUGCACGCCGCUAGGGCCGGCGGGGCACAGGAGCUGGCGGACCAAGGUACUCCGUGCGCCGAGAUCGCCGAACUGGGUCACUGGGCGAUAGGCAAGAUGACGAGGAGUUACAUCACGUCCCUCCCCGUCGGGGUGGUGAUAAGGAAGGCCGGCUACUCGGGAGCCAAAAGCGACUACUUCUUGGGGCGCAGCAUGUUGAAUCCCGGCCCAGACCUCGAAAAGACGAUCGCCGCGCACAUCUUUCCCGACGUGGAGGAUCAGUUGGAGGAUGUGAGUAAAGCGACGCCGACAUCGUAA